AUGGCUGAAAUAAGCCCCAAACCCGUUUAUAUGGGAAAAGGGUUUAUUUUGAAAUCCGCUAGUAAUGAAUAUAUAGAGAACAAUAAAAAUAGUACAGGUAAUGUAAAAAAGCGAGCAAAAUGUAUAUAUGUAGAUAAAAAAAAAAAUAUAUUUAAAAGAUAUAAUCCAGUAGUUAUUCCAAUAUUGAAUCGGAAUAUAAAAAAUUAUACAAAAAAAAGUGAAAAAAAUAGUGAAAAAAAAAAUAGCGAUAUCGACAUUUUUGAGGAAAGCGAAUUGAAUAGUUUUAUAUUAAGAAAUCGAGCCUUUCGUUUAACAUGGAUAAAAAUUAUUAAAUUAAUAAAAAAAGAAAUAGAUAUACAAAUAUCAAAAAAUUUAAGUGAUGUCUUUGAAGAUAUAUAUUUAUAUUCAAUGUCAUCUAGCGAAUAUCUUCCAUUGAUAUUAAUGACUGCCGGCACAAAUGUUGCUGAUCAUGAAAUUGUUAUAGAUACUUUAUCAUAUAAGUUAAAGAGUUGGGUUGAUAAAAAAGGGAGACAUGGAAAAAAACGGAUUAUAAAAAAUUAUGCUUCCAAAGGUUUAGUUAAAAAUGUUAAAUCAAAUAAUUAUCGCGAUUCGUGUAAUUCAUUUUAUGAUGAUUCAGAUAAAUCAAAUUGUUUGUCUUCUAAAUUGGAAAAAGGUGGAAAUAGUUCAAAAAAAAAAAAAAACAACAACAAUAAUAAUGUAAAUGUAAAUGUAAAUGUAGACAGUGAUUUACUAUCCAAUUCUAGUGAUAUAAUUAAUGAAAGCUAUGAUAGCUCAUGUUAUGACCAUACAGAUAGCGAAGAUAAUGCAAAUUGUGACAAUAACAAAGAUUGUGAUGUGUAUGUGUGCUCAUUAAAUUCAAGCACUUCUAACAAUGUGAAUUCAGCAAUAUGCAAUAUAUAUAAUCAAUUAUAUAAAGAAUAUAAAAUAAGAAAUUUGUUAUCAAAAAAUAAGAAUAAAAAAAAUAUGAAAUAUAAAAAAAAAUACAAUAAUAAUAUAAAUAAAUUUGAAGAAGAGAAUAAAAUGAAUCCACAUUUAUUUUAUUCUGAAAAAAAUGAAGAACCAUUCUCUAAUUCAGAUAUUAAUAAUGUUGAAAAUGAAUUUGAUAAUGAUUAUACAUUAAAUAGAAAAUUAAUAAGUGUUGAUAAACUUGUUGAAUUAUAUAACAAUAUGACUGAGAUGAAUAGAAAAUGUGAAGGUAAAAUAAAAGAAAAUAAUUUCAAAAAAAAUCGUAAAAAAAAUAAAUCAGAUUUAUCAUGGUUAAAUGGGGAAAGAAAUGAGUCUAGUGAUGAUAAUUUUUUAAAAAAAUAUAAUAAUUUAGAAUUAUAUAAUAUUGAAAAUUAUUAUUUUAAUGAUGGACGAAAAAAAGUUCGAGUAAUAGUAUUGAUUCAUGAUUGUGAAUAUUUUAGUAUAAAUAUAUUUAAUGGAAUUUUAAAUAUUUUGAUAAAUUUAAGAAUAAAUAAUAAGAUAUGUUUAAGUGUUAUAUUGGGUGUAUCAUCUCCUUUUUUUUUUAAUAAUAUAACAACACCAAGUACGCAAAGUAAAUUACGAAUAAAAAAUAUAGACAUUUUAAAUAAUAAGUUAGUUUGUGAAAAUAUAUGUGAUAAUUUAUUAUUUAAAAAUGUUAUUCCUUUUGUAGUUAAUUUUAGAACAAUACAUACUAUUAAAUUAUUAUUAUAUAAAAAUAAUCAAUCAAUUAGUCAAUUAAUUCAUAUGCUUUAUAUAUUAACAAAAGAUUUUUAUGAUAAUAAUUUAUUUUCUUUUUUAUCUAUUCCUAUAAAUUAUUAUUUUAAUAAUUGUUGUGAUACUGAUAUUGAAAAUGAUAGUGAGAAUGAACCAGUUACUGAAUAUUCUCCAUAUACAUUUGUAAGAUCAAAAAACAAAGCAUUUAAUAAUUUUAUACAAUAUGAUAUAAGAAAUUUGCAUAAAAAAAUAAUUUCUUUAUGUUAUUCAUCUAAUUUAUAUUAUUUUCAUUUAUCUUAUUUAAAAAAAAAAUAUUCUAACAUCUUAAUCAAAAAUUAUUAUCUAAUACAUGAUGAAAAUUCUGAUGUACACACCCCAACAUCUUCGAGUAUUGACACAGAUGUAUUUACUUUAAAAAAAAAUAAAAAAAUAAAUUAUGACCAAAAUGAGAAUAACCAAUUGGAGGUAAUCGAUAAGUGUAAUGCCCCAACAAAGGUAAACACUGCUAGCACUCUUGGCAAGGACAAGGAAAAAGACAAAAACGGAAUAUUUAGCAAAGACAAGAGCGGAGUGUUUGAUAGAAAAUUGUAUGCAUGGAAAUUUAAAGCUAAUACUAUAAACUGGUGGCUAGAUCACCCUUUCAGAGAUUUAGUAUAUUGUUAUGAAAAUAAUAAUUCGAUAAAAAAAAAAAAAAAAAAAACAGUUUUUAAUAUUGAAGAUAAAUUAUUAUUAGAACCAGGAGAAGAUAAUGAAAUAAAAAAUUUACAAAAUUCUGAAAAUAUAAAAGAGAUAAAUAAACAUUUAUGUGAAAAAUUUAUUCCUGAAACUGUUUUAAAACUAUUAGAAAGAAAAUAUGCAUUUAGUAUAGCUAUAAAUUUGAUUAAUAUUAUAAUUAAGCAUAAACCUGAAUAUAACAAUUCGUUAAAAAGAAUUGAAUAUUUUCGAAAAUUAUUUGACAAUUUAGAAAAAGCAAAAUGGAAUAACAAUACUAAUAUAUUAUAUAUAGAAGAAUUAUAUAAAAUUGCAGAAAAUGAUGUAAAAAAAUGUGUACAUUUUUUAAUUGAUAUUAUUAAUCCAUAUUAUUUUAAGAAUCAAGAAACCCUUUUAGAUAUGUUAAAAGAGUUUAAAAAAUAUUAUAUUCAAAUUUAUUCUUUAGUAUAUAAUUUAGAAGAUUAUCUAUAUUUAUUAAAAGAAAAAAUAUAUGAAAAAGAUAGAGAAUAUUUAAUUAAUGAUGAUUUUUCAAAAACUUUUUCAUAUUCUGAUUCCUUUUCCAUUUAUUAUUCUCUUCUUUACAAAUUAGAUGAUUUAAUAGAAAUGUUUAGAAAAUUUUUGAAACAAAAAGAUAUUGACACGGAUGUAUUAAAAAGUGAAUCUGUUCAGAAAAAUUUUGAUAAUACUGUUGACAUGUCUAAUGAUCAAAAUGGAGAUUAUGAUGAUAACAAAAUAUACAAACGAUAUUUAACAAUACAUAACACCAUGUUAAAGGUAAAUGAUAUGGAAGAUGAUGAUGAUAAUAAUAAUAAUAAUAAUCGAAUAAUUACAAUUCAAGAUAUUUCAGAUUCUUUAAAUAUUUUUAUACAUGAUUAUUUAUAUCUAUUAUUAUUACCACCAUUACAUUAUAACCCUCUUGCAUUUGAUAUAUUGAUUCAUAAACCAGAUAAAGAUUUUACAGAUAUAAUAACAAGAAAUAUAAAAGGAGAAUUGUUACAAACCCUUUGUUAUAAUAAUCCAUAUAAAACUGGAAAUUUAAUGUGUUCAUGUUGUUUUUGUACAGAACAUCCAGAAAAUGAAAAUGUGAAUAGUAAUAUUAUUUGUGAUAAUAAAAUUUAUUUGAAUCCAUAUUAUGAUAAUAUAUCAAGUUUAGAAGAUCUAGUUAACCUUUAUAGAAUUUAUGAACGAUGUAAUAAAACCAUAGAUUUAUAUAAUUUAUUUAUUUUAUUUGUGAAUAUAAAAGUAGAGAAAUAUGAAAAUAUAAUUGAAGAAAAUGAUAUCAGUGAAAAAAUGAAAAAAAUACCAAAGACAGGUCAAAAUUCAUUUAUAGAUAUUGGAAUUUUACAAGAAUAUUAUUUAAAAUUUAUAAUUGUAGUUACAACUUUUUGUUAUAUUUUUAAAAUUUUGAAACAACCUAAUGUAUCAGCUCUAUUAAAUUAUACUGAAAAAGAUGAUUAUUUAUCAAAUGGUUAUAAUGAAGACAUAAUAAAAAAUGAUGAAAAUGAAGAAAAUGCUGAGGAACAAAUUAAAAAAUUCUUAAUAGAUAUUAAGAAAUCAUUACAAGGAUGUACUAGUAAAAAAUUACUAUUUGGAAAAUUGUAUUACAAUAAUACUAUUAUAUCUAGAGAAUUAUGUUUACAAAAAAUGAUGGAAUAUAAUUUUGAGUAUAAAAGAGAAACUAUAUGUGUAAAUGACAAUUUUAAACGCCAAAAAAAUUGA
Molecule: messenger RNA, 4131 nt
Organism: Plasmodium yoelii
Lineage: Eukaryota; Apicomplexa; Aconoidasida; Haemosporida; Plasmodiidae
Product: conserved Plasmodium protein, unknown function
Exons: 1
Coding region: 1-4131 (1376 amino acids)
Source: RefSeq, a predicted model, not a curated record